This is a messenger RNA of Chilo suppressalis (striped riceborer), 1509 nucleotides long. The record is from the annotation of a GenBank genome assembly. NCBI's taxonomy places the organism in Eukaryota, Metazoa, Arthropoda, Insecta, Lepidoptera, Crambidae.
AUGUUUAGUUGUGGUGUUGUCACCGUCCUGUUGUUGUAUUCGGUUUCCAUAUUUGCAUCUAAAAAUGUCGAAGGAUCUCAACCAGUUCUUCAGAAGACUGUUGAAGAAUUAUUCACGCAGCGAUCUCCAGUCAUACAUCCUGGGGCAUGCAAAAUCUUACCAGCAUCUCGUCGACAAUCCAAAAUAUGCAAACGGAACUCUGGACUAGCGAACGUUCUGGAAACCGCUAAAGGUCAAGCGAUAAACGCUUGCGAGGAGACUUUCAAAUACGACAGAUGGAAUUGCUCAGUCGUCUUCAACGGAAACCCGAAGAAAAAGAUAUUCAAUAAGAUCUAUAGAGAGACUGCAUUUGUGAACGCUCUCAUUGCAGCGUCUAUAGCACACGCAGUGGCAAAAGCAUGCGCGUCCGGUGAUCUGACUAAGUGUACAUGUGUCGGAAGCUUCGGUAAGAACGCAAACUUCACUUGGAAGAACAACGGCUGUGGCGAUGAUUUCAAGCAAGGCCAGAGAGUCGCCAAAAACUUUCUCGACUUCAAACACGCCGGAAACGAUCAAAUAGCUGAUAUACUAAAACAGGAUGUUUUGGUCGGAAUAGAUUCUAUCGGGGAACAAAUGAAGGAGGUAUGCAAAUGUCACGGUUUCUCAGGAUCGUGUACGACGAAGACUUGCUGGAAGAGAUUGGGACCGUUCCAAUCAGCUAUGGGUUCACUGAAGAAGCAUUACCAUCACGCGAUAAAAAAGAAGAUUAUAAAUUACACAACGAAAAGGGCGAUCUCGCCGAAGAUUAGGAAGAGACUGAAGGUUAACAGGAAGGAGUUGGUGUUUUUGCAGAAAACACCAAAUUUGUGUGUUAGUACGAGGGGUAGGGUGUGCAAAGACAGACAUAACUGUGCAAGUUUGUGCUGUGGAAGGGGAUUUGUCACAACUAAGAGAACAGUGAAAUCUAGGUGCAGAUGUAAAAUGGUGAACUGUUGCUAUGUUCAGUGUGAUACGUGCGUUGAGGAGGUCGACCAGUUAACAGCUGCAGAUGCAGCGGCGAUCAACGGCUUAACGUGCCUCCUGAAGCACGGAGAAGCUCGGGACUCAGUAGGUUCAAGAGUCAGGUCUCAAAAAGAAGUCGUAAGCCUACUGCUGGACAUAGGCCUCCCCCAAGGAGUUCCAAACCGAUCAGUUCUGCGCUACCCGUAUCCAACAGCUUCUUGCGACCUUUACCAGAUCGUCGGACCAUCUUGUGGGGGACUACCAACGCUCGUCUCCCGAUACGCGGCUGCCACUCGAGGACGUUUCCACUCCAACGGCCGUCAAUCCUCCUUGCAAUGUGCCCUGUCCUUUGUCCUGCUAUUUAAGGUUCGCAAUUCUUUGGGAUAUGUUGGCGACCUUAGUUAUCCUGCAGAUCUCAUGAUUUCUGAUUCGAUCACGCAGAGUAAUCUCGACCCUGAUCUCCAUUGCCGUUUGGAUGACUUUGAGUUGAGCCUUCUUAUGAGGACCAUUGUGAGCGGUCACGCCUAG